This is a messenger RNA of Oppiella nova, 1812 nucleotides long. NCBI's taxonomy places the organism in Eukaryota, Metazoa, Arthropoda, Arachnida, Sarcoptiformes, Oppiidae. The record is from the annotation of a GenBank genome assembly.
CGCGUGCUUUCACUGCUGCACACUACUCAGUGUACGCUAUAUACAGACAAUACUGUAGUAAUCGUGUCAUACAUUCACUAAUAGUAACACUAAUAGUAAUAGUAAUAGUAAUCCAGUAUUUAUUGUAUCAUUCAAUUGGUUACCAUUUGUCUCAUCUAUCAUAUACUGUGCCUGAAAUUGUCAACAAUAGUAGACAUCUGUGUCUAUGUGUGAGUCCGUGCGAUGCCACUGACCACCACCUGAAGACAUAUUGUGGCAACACUUCCAACGCAACCGACAUUUGUCACAACAAACGCGUCAAUGCCUGCCAUUCACUGAUCACUGGACACAUCCACUGAUCACAUCCACUGAUCGCAUCACUGGACACAUCCCGACACCACAAUGGAGGCUGAGUUUGAUGACUACGACAAACACAACAAAUGGCAACACAUCUAUCAGAAAAUCAGAUACCAGUCGUCGGACGACAAUCUGACGAACAAAGAGAGCCGAAAGUCUGAGAACAAGCCAUUCAAUCGAUACAAAGACGUGACGCCAUAUGAUUGGAGUCGUAUAAUACUGCGAAGAAGUGAUAAUAACUACAUAAACGCCAGUCUUAUUGAAGUAGAUUCCGCUCAAAGACAGUAUAUUCUGACACAGGGUCCGUUAGCCAUAACGAGUGGACACUUUUGGCUAAUGAUUUGGGAGCAGAAGUCGAAAGCGAUUCUCAUGUUAAACCGAUUGGUAGAAAAGGGACAAAUCAAGUGCCAUCAGUAUUGGCCGAAUGGCAGGGAUGACAACGAUUGCGAUGAACUCACCUUCACUGACGUCGGCCUCAAAGUGUCGUUUAUCGACGAGACUAAGUCUCCGAACUUCAUAACCAGGAAAUUCAAGUUAACCGACAUUCAGACCGAUGAGUGGCGGGAAGUGCUUCACUAUCACUACACGUCUUGGCCUGACUUUGGUUUGCCUGAGAGUCCGGCCUCUUUUCUCGAGUAUUUAUACGCCGUUCGCGAGUCUGGAGUAUUAGAUAUGAAAGAGUACGGACCGCCUGUCAUCCAUUGCAGUGCAGGCAUCGGUCGUUCGGGAACUCUAUGUCUCGUCGAUUCGUGUCUUAUAAUGAUCGAAAAGUUUGGCCGAACGGAUGCCGUGAAUGUAAUGGACGUGUUGUUAGAUAUGAGGAAAUACAGGAUGGGUUUAAUCCAAACGGCAGAACAGUUACGCUUCUCCUAUCUGGCGAUCAUUGAGGGCUCCAAACAGCUCUCACUGUCUCAACCCAACGACACAACUGUGCCUUUUAGUGCUAAUAAUAACUACAAAAGUAAAGCCAAAUCACCAAAGAUUUCGAGAUCGCUGGGUAUUAACGAAGAAGACGGCGAUGAGUCUGAGUUCCCUUUUGGUGAUAUUCCACACAAACCUUUAGAUGUGAAUCAGAUGGACAUGUGUUCAAACCCUUUGCCUCCAUUGCCGCCGCGUUCUCGCCGCUCGUUCAGUACUACUUCACAGCAAUCGGGGUCGACGUCACCGGAACCGGACUCUAAGAGAACGAAAUGCUCGUCAUUCUCAUCCGUCCCAACACUACGACAAGACAUGAUCUCAAGUGAAGACUCAGCCAAUCAUUUGGAGCUAAUGAACAAUAAUUCAAACAAUUCUAACAACAAUUCAGUUAACAAUUUGUCACAAACCAAGCAAAGAGAACAAGAGGUUCGCAAACGACUGCGCGAUGAGAAGCGGCGGAAGACUGUGGAGACCAUCGAUCGGAUGAAAAAGAAACAAAAAGACUCGGAAGACAGGCGAGAUUUCACUCAAUUCAUCGACACUUUCGCCAAAUGUUGA